This is a messenger RNA of Chenopodium quinoa (quinoa), 315 nucleotides long. RefSeq lists its product as uncharacterized. Lineage: Eukaryota; Viridiplantae; Streptophyta; Magnoliopsida; Caryophyllales; Amaranthaceae. The coding region runs from base 1 to 315 and encodes 104 amino acids. The transcript has a single exon. The record is from RefSeq and is a predicted model, not a curated record.
AUGCGGCUACGUCAUUCAGACAACAUACAUGACCUGGUAGCUUUCAGCAAAUGGGUAUUAGACAUAGGAAAUGGCCAAAUAAUAGCAACAACAAAAGAAGGUGAGGAUGAACCAAUGUGGAUAGAUAUUCCAAGUGACUUAUUAAUAAAUGGAGGAGCUGAUCCAAUAGUAACAUUGGUGGAGGAAGUUUACCCUGAAAUCCUUGAUAAGCACAUGGACUCGAGAUAUCUCCAACAACGGGCCAUACUAGCUACAAAAAAUGAAACAGUCGACAAGAUAAAUGGACAUAUCUUAGAAAUUAUUCAAGGAGAAUAG